AUGGCAUACAGAAGAAGACAAGGUCUAUCAAGGGCUUCCACCUUCAAGGAAGAAUUUCAUGAAUCAUUGGAUAAUGUUAAGGAUUCUGAGCAUGAAAAUGUGUCCCUACCUUCCUUCUCUUUAUCUUCACCAUCACUUGCUGCUCAAGCCAUCAAAGCCUCUGCUGCUACGCAUCAACCAUCUCUUGCUUUUUCUUUCACCCCUUCCUCUGACUCUGAUCAUCAACGAUCCAAGAAUUUUGAUGCUGAUGGAAAUGGAGACUCCAAGUCUGGUUUCUGGGGUGUCCUGGCUCAGAAAGCCAAAUCAAUUCUGGAUGAUGACAAUUCAACCCCACAACAUGAUAAUACCAUUCCCCAAACACUCAAAUCACGCUCAUUUAAUACCUUUACAAGUCCUUCUGCAGCUCAGAACUUCCCUUCACAGUUCAAGCCAUUAUAUCAACCCCCUGACUCUAAUAGAAAUAUGGACAAUCCUACAUUUCGGAAGGGCUUGGAUGCAAUCACUUCUUCCCUCAAUCAACUAGGUGACACCUUUGAGAAGGCUUUUGAGGAAGGCCGAACAAUGGUGGAGAGUAAGACAGCAGACCUGAGAACUCAAAUCAGAAGAAAAGGAAAUGGCCCUGAGGACAUAAACCAAUUUUCAGAUGUGAGGAAUCCAUGGCAGCAAUCAGCUCAGACACAGAAUCUAUCCAGCCAAGAAACACAACUCAAGGCAUCUCGCGACGUGGCAAUGGCAACAGCUGCCAAAGCAAAAUUACUUCUUAGAGAGCUAAAAACCGUCAAAGCAGAUUUGGCUUUUGCUAAAGCACGGUGUGCUCAGCUCGAAGAAGAAAAUAAAUUACUCCGGGACCGAGAGGGUAGCCAGAACCAGAAGGGACAUAACCGUGAAGAUGAUGAUCUGAUCCGGCUUCAACUGGAGACACUUCUGGCUGAGAAGGCUCGUUUGGCAAAUGAGAAUGAGAUAUAUUCUAGGGAAAACCGUUUCCUAAGAGAAAUAGUGGAAUACCAUCAGUUGACUAUGCAGGAUGUGGUGUAUCUGGAUGAGGGCAUGGAAGAAGUUACAGAAGUUUACCCUAUAGAUGGCAGUGGGAUAUCCCGUUUGCUAUCAAUCUCCCCGGGCUCAGCAUCACCACCAUCGCCGGAUGAGGUUAUUCUGCAGUCAUCAAGUCCACCACCUAUGCUGGCAAGAGAAAUGUAUCCUGUGCCAAAAGAAGAUGAUAAGGAACUUAAGAGUAUACCAGAAGAUGAGGCUCCUCCCAGUAUUUCAGUUUCCCAACAUGCAAAAUAA
Messenger RNA from Gastrolobium bilobum, 1287 nucleotides. RefSeq lists its product as uncharacterized. NCBI's taxonomy places the organism in Eukaryota, Viridiplantae, Streptophyta, Magnoliopsida, Fabales, Fabaceae. The transcript has 6 exons. The record is from RefSeq and is a predicted model, not a curated record. Bases 1 to 1287 code for a protein of 428 amino acids.